Messenger RNA from Aspergillus steynii IBT 23096, 1236 nucleotides. Its product is annotated as putative hydrolase. The transcript is spliced from 6 exons. Bases 1 to 1236 code for a protein of 411 amino acids. The record is from RefSeq and is a predicted model, not a curated record. Lineage: Eukaryota; Fungi; Ascomycota; Eurotiomycetes; Eurotiales; Aspergillaceae.
AUGUCGACUGAUCGCUUUACCAUCACCGAACACAUCCCCCCAGGCUGUCAUAUCCGCGAAUACCCCGGCAGCACUGUCAACCAGGAAGAUGUUCUACAGCUGCACAUCAAGCAAUACACUCCCAAGGAUCAACCUCAGCCCGUCCCAGCAGAUGCCAUCACCUUUAUUGCCGCCCAUGGAACGGCAUUGCCCAAAGAAUUGUACGAGCCGUUAUGGGAUGAGCUGCUGGACCACUCCACGCGCCAUGGGUUCAAGAUUCGUGGAAUCUGGGUGGCAGAUUGUGCGAGUAUGAAUUCGAGCGGAAUCCUGAACGAGGAUAGGCUUAGUAUGGACUGCUCCUGGAUGGAUCACUCCCGCGAUCUUUUCCUUCUUAUCAACCACUUCCGCGAGCAAAUGCCUCGCCCACUCAUUGGCAUUGGUCACAGCUUCGGUGGGAACAUCAUAACCAACCUCGCCUACCUCCAUCCGCGCCUCUUCACCACGCUCCUCCUCCUCGACCCCGUCAUCCAACUCACCCCUCCACCCAUGGGUUUCGGCACCGACGCCCUCAGCCCCAUCAACUACACUCUCUGGCGCGACGACGUCUGGCCCAACCGCGAGGCCGCCCUGCACGCAAACCGCCGAAUGCUGCACGGCUGGGAUCCUCGCUGCGCCCGUCUGGGGACGUCCUCCGAUUCCUCCAUCCCGGUGACUCUCACAACCACCAAGUACCAUGACCUGCUGGGCCAGAUCCGCGAGAACUUCGGCGCCCGAGACCCUGCGUCCGAGACCCUGCGUCCGAGACCCUGCGUCCGAGACCCUGCGUCCGGAUCCAUUCGGAUCCCCCGCGCCACGCACGCUGACUUGGACCCCCUGGCUGCGUUCAUCCCGAUGUAUCGUCCUGAGCCACGGAGUGUUUUCCUGCGUCUAGAGACUCUGCGACCCUCAUGUUUGUGGGUCCUGGGUGGCGCGACAUAUCUGAGUCUGGAUGAAAUGCGUGAGGGGAUUAAGGUCUGUGGCACGGGGGUGACGCUGCCCGGGUUGGGGCAUUUGAUGCCGUUCCAGGAGGUGAGGGCCGUGAUGGAGCCGUGUGGGCGGUGGAUUGGGGAGGAGAUGGAGAAGUAUAGGGGCGUAGAGAGGGAGUGGGAGGAGAAGAGAAGGGGGCGGAGCCAUCAGGUGUUGGAGGAGCAGUGGUAUAAGACCUUAAGGCCACUGGGUGGUGGACAGGCGAAGAAGGCACGGAAAGAGAAGAUAUAG